AUGGACGCCUCACAAGUGGUCGAGGCCGUGUCCAUUCUCUACACCGAUCCCUCCCCGGAUCGCAAGUCGCAGGCCAACGCAUGGCUCACCUCCUUCGCCGCAACUCCCGCCGCAUGGGGCGUCGCCGCGAGUCUCGUCGAGUCAGCGCAGUCAAUGGAAGUCCGUUACUUCUGCGCCAAUCUCCUGCUUUCGAAAGCGCGUUCCGAUCUCUCUGCUCUCCCCCCAGAUUCGCGCGCGGAGCUCGGCGCGCAUCUGCUGCGCCUCGUCGCGUCCUACAUGACCAAAAGCAGCGUGCCACCUGUCGUUCUCUCUCGCGUCUGCCUCGUCGUGGCGGCGGUCGCGCUGCGGUCGGCCAAUCAGCACGCGCUGAAUGCCAGCACGCUAUUGGACGUCGUGCUCCGCGCCGCUGACGUGGCGGAGAAGAGCGAGGGGGGGGCUGGGCCACAAGGGUUGGGGGGCGGGGGCGGGGGAGGGGGAAGCGCAAGCGACCAGGCGCUGGCGGUGGUGGUGGCGGUGCUGCAGGGGGUGGCGGAAGAGGCGGAGCAGCUGGACAGGCGGAACACAGAGAUCACCCUCGCGCUCAUCCGGACGCGCUUCCCGGACCUGCUUCAAAUCAUCCAGACCUACACGCAGCGCCACAGCUCCUCCCUCUCCGCGCCCUCCUUCCCCCCGCACCCCCCGCCCCUCCUCUCCGCCUUCCUCCGCCUGCUCCUCACCUGGCUGCACCUCGACUUCGCCUCCGUGGGCCAGCAGCCAGUCACAGCGUGCCAGCUCAGCACCGCCUUCCCCUUCCUCUGGCACUUCAUUCUCCGCUCGCUCGCAUCGCCCCACCCGCCUGUCGCUGCCACCAGUGCUGAUAUUCUUGUGGCGCUCGUCAGCCAAUCAGAGUCACAAGGCCCCGGCCCGGCACCAGACAGACGCAUGAGCACCAUUCAUGUCUGCCGUGGUGCUAACGACCCUCCUGGACGCCUGGAAUGA
This is a messenger RNA of Closterium sp. Naga37s-1, 978 nucleotides long. The record is from the annotation of a GenBank genome assembly. Lineage: Eukaryota; Viridiplantae; Streptophyta; Zygnematophyceae; Desmidiales; Closteriaceae.